Molecule: messenger RNA, 1098 nt
Organism: Papaver somniferum (opium poppy)
Lineage: Eukaryota; Viridiplantae; Streptophyta; Magnoliopsida; Ranunculales; Papaveraceae
Exons: 2
Coding region: 1-1098 (365 amino acids)
Source: RefSeq, a predicted model, not a curated record
AUGGGGAAAGUGCUCGGAACUCCAAUCGUGGUUGAUCAAAAAACCCUAUAUUUGGAUUUUGGUUACUUUGCAGCAGUUCUAGUUGACAUUGAUUUUGGUAAAAACAUUCCUGAGAGGAUUAGAAUUAAGUCAGGAGGAAAAAGCUUUUGGCAGUAUUUGGACAUACCAAAAAGUCCGAAAUUCUGCUUGCACUGUAACAUUAUUGUCCAUCAUGAGAAGGAGUGCAAAAAGAAGCCAGCGGAUAAAACUGUUCACAACAAUGAGCCAGCACAGAAUAACUCAACUUCUUCUCAAGAUUGGAAAGAAAUACAGCGCAGGAGAAAGAGUCGUAAAGGGAAGAAUUCUGGAACUUCUCAAGGUUUUCAUGGGGGGAAUGUUGGUAGUGUGGAGAAAACUUCUCAGCUUGAGGAUGAAGUUUCUCGUUCUGAGGAUGAGUUUAAUGCAGCAGCUCCAAAGCUAGAAAGAGCAAAGAAAGCUGCAGCGGACAACUUAACUUUGGUGAACAGGACCGAGUUAGAGAGAACCAGCGCCUUGGUAACUAUGUCAGAUGGCAGUCAGGCUUUGAUAAAUUCUGUUGCUUCAGCAAGCACAUCAAAUACUGCUGCUAAUGAGAAUGAUGUUAACAUAGUUGCUUCGCAAGAGCAUAUUAUUGAACAGCUAAACUCUUCUUCAGUAUACCAGGCGUUAACUAAAAAGGAAGUGAUUAUUUCUCCCAAUAAAUUAAAUGUGCUUUCAGAUGAGCUGAGUUUCAAUACUUCAGCUAAUGAUAUGGAAGAUUCUAUUGGGGAGAGUUCGUCAGAUGAAUCCAUCAAUGCUGAACAAGUUAUUGCAGGAGUGAAAGGUACUCAAUGGGGAGGAAUUCCAAUGGAUAAGCCUAAGCCUAAGACAUCUCGUAGAGCUCGCCGCGUUGCUGUGAACAAUAAUGCUAAAAAAGACAAGCCAGUGGAUAAAUCCUCUUCGGAAUUGGAAUGGGAAACUAAUGACUUGGGCAUAAAGGUGAAGAAAGGUGUUUCUCCGGUUAUAACUAGGAUUUCUAAGACUAGUAAGAAAUCGGUUUCUACUUCUCAGCUAGCUAAUUCUCCUUCAUCUGGUUUUUAA